This is a messenger RNA of Paramuricea clavata, 728 nucleotides long. NCBI's taxonomy places the organism in Eukaryota, Metazoa, Cnidaria, Anthozoa, Malacalcyonacea, Plexauridae. The record is from the annotation of a GenBank genome assembly.
AUGACGGAGACUUAUGGUUCUAUAUCCGCAGCGGCGACUAAAUUGAAAAGUAGGAAAGGUUAGCAUCUAGUUAUAUAAGUGAAUUUGGUCGAUUUCUUGGCAUUUGUACACUAUAUACUGCAGUAAUAAACCACCUAAAAUUGAUUAUUGUUCAUAUAGCGAUGUAUCAGGACAAAAGACGAGACCACCAGUUUGAAAUUGGUGAAGAAAAAACUUUGGUUGAUCUUGCUUCGCAAUCUACACCAGAGAGCACCAAACAGAAAGCUAUGUGGGCUUUUCAACUGUAUGAAGUAUGGGCGGAAUGGUGUAGGUCUGUGUACAAGCCUGAAAGCAGUAGAUAUCGGGUUGGGGAUAUACUUAUGCUUCAUUUGGAACAACAUGUGAUGACAGAGGAAGAUUUAAACGAAGUUCUCAGUCAAUUCAUUGCUGAAGUAAGGAAGGACCAAGGAAUACGGUACCCGCCAAAAACAUUGCAUGAGUUAAUGAGUUGUCUUCAAAAAUACAUAGAGUUGAAAGGGAGAAAAGUCAAUUUUUUCUUGGGUAUAGAGUUUGAAAAACUAAGGAAAUCGUUAGACAUAGAAAUGAAAUGUUCCGCUAAGAGCAACUUGGGUUUAAAUCGAAAACAAGCAGAGGUUAUUUCAGUUGAAAUUGAAAAAUUGCUGUGGGAGCAGGGUAUCUUAAAGGCAGUGAAAACCCGGAAAGUCUAUUACGAACGGUGUUUUAUUUGA